UUAUUCUAUUAUUCUACCUUGAAGAACAUGCGAUCGUUUCCAUUUAAAAAAUGAAACGAGGGAAAAAAAAAAAAAAAAAAAAACCCAAUAAUGAACCUGCAAUUCUGAGCUUUUAUAUUUUUGUGAACUUUGGAGAAUACACUUGUGAUGGUGAUAGAAUGAUAGAAGAUCCUGUUAGAAUGGAAUCUGAUGGGGAUAUGGACACCAAGAUUAUAGAAAAUGCACUAGUGCAGGUGACUGGUGGAGGCGAUGAUGGGGAAUUGAUUGAAAUUCCUGAUGGAUUGAAGUUAGUUAAACAUGCUGAUGUACUAGAUGAAAAUAUUGAUCCUUAUAUUGGUAUGGAGUUUGAAUCUGAAGAGGCUGCCAUGAUAUACUAUGAUGCAUAUGCUAGGCGUGUGGGGUUUAUUAUCCGUGUUGGAAAUUGCCAUCGUUCAGGUCGCGAUGGAUCAGUUAUUAGUAGAAGGUUUCUUUGUAACAAAGAAGGUUUCCGUGUAAAUAAUAAGAAAACAAAGUGUAUUGAAGUAAGGAAGCCAAGGGCAAUCACAAGGGAAGGUUGCAAGGCAAUGAUCAUGGUACGGAAAGAGAAGUCAGGAAAGUGGGUUGUUACAAAACUUGAAACAGAGCAUAGUCAUCCAUUGGGGAUACCUGCUGGUAAGGGUCGUCAAGGUACAAUCCAGGCUCGACCUCAGGACCUUUCAGGGACUCUCAACUCUCAACUCUCAUACGGGGACCCGGCUGGUCAGAAUUCACUGCAUCAGUUUGGUCUGUUUGUGGGAAAAGUAACAUCAAAGCCUGAGCUUACAAGAUGCGACUACGGAGUGAUUGUGAAGUGUCACCACCCGGUUGUGCAGGGGGAUCCUCCCGUCCACGACACCCGGCAAUCCCAGGCCCCACAUAAUGGUAGGGUACCCACAGAAAAACAGAGGACAAAUUGGGGUACAAAAGCUCCACCGGCAGGUUGGCAACACAUACACCGGCCGGCCGCUAGCACCUGCGUACGCAUGUCUGCAGAACUCUGCAUUCUGCCAGUUUGCUUGCUGAACUUUGUUGGCCAUAGCUGAGCACAAGGCCAAUGGCCAUUGCAUCACACAACAUGAGGAGGGUCUGGUGUGCCUCUAGGGUUCAUUGUUACCUCACUCCAGGGCUUGAUUAAGUGACCGUAGCUCAGGUUAUCCAAUCCCAAUAAAAUUCUGGGAAUUUGGAACUGGAAUUUACUGAAUUAAAGGGCUGGGCCCUUCCCUUCACUACUAGCUCUCAAUUGUUGCUGGAUUGACCUGCAUAGAGAAAUAUGAGUCUUCUCCCAGCUCCAAUUAAGCUCAGAAGUUGGCAACAGGGAAGAAAACAUAUAAAUAUUCCCAGUUUCCCCAAAUCAAUGUAGCAAUAAUAUUCCUGCAUGCCCUAUGAUAAAAUUCCUUGCAUGCAUAGCCUAAUUCUUAGUCCAAUUACAAGGAAUUACACUUGCAUGGCAAAAGCCCUAAGGUCUAGGGUCCCCAGAGAUGAGUUAGAAUCAAAUUGGGACCCUGAACCCACUCUGAAAUUACGGAUUCAGUUAUAGGGAACUGGACCAUAGCUUAGGGACUCAAUUCCAACUACCGAUUUCAUAUAAACCUUAACCCUAACAUGCUACCUCAUUUAUACUAGCAGAAUUACACUAAAUUAGGAGAGUAGAUAAUGCGGGGCCGGUGGGCCCCAAGAGGACCAACCCGAUUGGAUGUGGGCCCACUUAAGGAUUUAAGCGAACCAGUGGCUGAGAUUAGUAUGAUGAAGGGGUUAAACUGAAGUAGAAUUCCAAGAUUAGGGGCUUUAUGAGAAAAUUAAAGAAAGGGGCUGAGUGCAAAUAUGAAGAAUUGUCUUCUUCUACCUUUAUGUAAUGCUGGAGAGCAAAUCACGAUAGAAAACCCAACCGAAGCCCUACAGGUUUCGAUUGAUAAAGCUCACUCAACAAGAAUCCAAUCGAACCAAAAUCUUGAGGCUGAUUUCAUGACUCAAAACCCUAUUGAAAUCAAGGGGUACCCAGGCUCAACAAUCCAUUGUACAUGAAAUAAAGCUGUUGGAAUUUGACUGGCGGAAGCAGCAGAAUUAGUUCUACUUGCAGGUAUCUAUCGCUCCACCAGAAAAGGGGUUUAGGAGUUGAAUACCUAGGGUUGUGGGUCGCCCAGGGACGGGAUUCCUUCGGUCGAAAUCUCAGGAGGAACCACUUGCUUCCCAAGGAGAUCGAUCAACUUAUGUGGGGGCUGUUAGUUCACUCAGGAACAGAGCAUGAAAGAGAAAUAGGAAGAGGAAGA
Molecule: messenger RNA, 2285 nt
Organism: Macadamia integrifolia
Lineage: Eukaryota; Viridiplantae; Streptophyta; Magnoliopsida; Proteales; Proteaceae
Product: protein FAR1-RELATED SEQUENCE 5-like
Exons: 4
Coding region: 51-1061 (336 amino acids)
Source: RefSeq, a predicted model, not a curated record